Empidonax traillii (willow flycatcher) is the source of this 673-nucleotide messenger RNA. Its product is annotated as fibulin-2-like. The transcript has 2 exons. Lineage: Eukaryota; Metazoa; Chordata; Aves; Passeriformes; Tyrannidae. The coding region runs from base 164 to 670 and encodes 168 amino acids. The record is from RefSeq and is a predicted model, not a curated record.
UCGUGCAGCCGCCACCGGAGGCACAUAAAUAGGAGUCUGGGAGGGCUGUGGGGUGAAGACCAGAGACGCCUCUCAGGAUCCUGCACCACAUCCCAGCGCCUGUCCUGACUGCCCAGACACCCUACAGGUAACCAGGAACAUCUCCUCUUUCCCUCCCAGGAACAUGGCCCUCACCGGCGCCCUUCUGCUGCUGCUCACCCACCUCCUGCUCGGCGGCGUGGCCCCAAAACCCACGUGUGACCCCAGCACCUGCACCCCGUGCCCUGAGAGGGACCUGGAGGGGCCAACCAGCACCACUGCCGGGGGCUGCUGCCCCCCCUGCCCCCCGCCCUGCGCCUGCCCCCCUCACCUGGAGAGUGAGUGCGAGAUGCAAGGCUUCUCCAGCGGCCGCGUCCCCGCCGGCCGCUCCUUCUACAUCGACUUCGCCCGCAAGCUGUGCACCUGCCACCCCGGGGCGGGCAUCACCUGCGCCCCGCUGUGCCCACCCCUGCCCCAAACCUGCCAGGCUGUGGGCAGCCCCGUGGCUGACGGGUGCCCACGCUGUGUCUGCUAUGACCAGGACGAGAUGGCGGUGCCCGCCGGCACCACCACCGUGCGCGGCACCCAGACCUGCUCCUGCCCUCCCCAGGGUGGGCAGCUGCAGUGCAGUGGUGGGGAGGGCAAGGAGUGAGGC